AUGAAGUUCGCGCGUCGGACGGCGAGCGGGCGUUACCUGAGCCUGUCCCGUGAGGACAUCGACAUGGAGGGCGAGCUGGCGGCGGAAUAUGGCAACUACACAGUGCACAUCCCGCCGACGCCCGACAACCAGCCCGGCAUGGCCGACAACGAUCCGUCCUCCGUGGCCAUGAAGGCCGAGGAGCAGUACGUGUCCAGCUCGCUCUUCACGGGCGGCUUCAACAGCGUCACCCGCGCCCACCUCAUGGACAAGGUCAUCGACUCCGAGGUCACCCACCCGCAGAUGGCAGGCUCCAGGGCGUCCGGCUGCGCCAUGCCGGCCUGCGACGGCAAGGCCAUGCGUGACGAGCGCGGCGACGAGAUCGACCCCUGCGAGUGCCGCUUCAAGAUCUGCCGCGACUGCUACAUCGACGCGCAGAAGGACGGCUGCGUCUGCCCGGGUUGCAAGGAGCACUACAAGAUCGGCGACUACGCCGACGACGACCCUAGCGACGGGAUGAACAAGCUCCACCUCCCGGCGCCCGGGAGCCACAACAGCAAUAAUAACAAGUCACUUCUUGCCCGGAACCAGAACGGGGAGUUUGACCACAACCGAUGGCUCUUCGAGAGCUCUGGCACCUACGGCUAUGGCAACGCUUACAUGCCCAAGGGGGGGAUGUAUGAUGACGACCUUGACGAAGACGGCAUCGGCGGCGGCGGUGGUGAUGGCGGGCUCCCUGACCUGAACCAGAAGCCGUUCAAGCCGUUGACACGUAAGAUGCCCAUGCCGAUGUCGAUCAUCAGCCCUUACCGGAUCUUCAUCGUCAUCCGGAUGUUCGUGCUCCUCUUCUACCUCACGUGGCGUAUCCGCAACCCAAACAUGGAGGCGCUCUGGCUGUGGGGCAUGUCAAUCGUCUGCGAGCUCUGGUUCGCCUUCUCCUGGCUGCUCGACAUUCUCCCCAAGGUGAACCCCAUCAACCGGAGCACCGACCUUGCCGUGCUCAAGGAGAAGUUCGAGACGCCGUCCCCUUCCAACCCGCAUGGCAGGUCCGACCUGCCCGGCCUCGACGUGUUCGUGUCCACGGCCGACCCGGAGAAGGAGCCCGUGCUCACCACGGCCAACACCAUCCUCUCCAUCUUGGCCGUGGACUACCCGGUGGAGAAGCUCGCGUGCUACGUUUCUGACGAUGGCGGCGCGCUGCUCACCUUCGAGGCCAUGGCGGAGGCGGCGAGCUUCGCAAACAUCUGGGUGCCCUUCUGCAAGAAGCAUGACAUUGAGCCCCGCAACCCGGACAGCUACUUCAGCAUCAAGGGAGACCCGACCAAGGGGAAACGACGGUCGGACUUCGUCAAGGACCGGCGCAAGGUGAAGCGGGAGUACGAUGAGUUCAAGGUGCGCAUGAAUGGCCUCCCAGACUCCAUCCGCCGGCGCUCGGACGCAUUCAACGCCCGCGAGGACAUGAAGAUGCUCAAGCACCUCCGCGAGACAGGUGCCGACCCGUCCGAGCAGCCCAAGGUGAAGAAGGCGACCUGGAUGGCUGACGGCACACACUGGCCGGGCACCUGGGCCGCGUCCGCCCCCGACCACGCCAAAGGAAACCACGCCGGCAUCCUGCAGGUGAUGCUGAGGCCGCCUUCGCCGGACCCAUUGUACGGGCUGCACGACGAGGAGCAGUUGAUUGACUACAGCGACGUGGACAUCCGGCUGCCGAUGCUGGUGUACAUGUCGAGAGAGAAGCGGCCGGGGUACGACCACAACAAGAAAGCUGGGGCCAUGAACGCACUGGUGCGAUGCUCGGCGGUCAUGUCCAACGGGCCCUUCAUCCUCAACUUCGACUGUGACCACUACAUCAACAACGCGCAGGCGGUUCGGGAGGCCAUGUGCUUCAUGAUGGACCGUGGUGGCGAACGGAUCUGCUACAUCCAGUUCCCGCAGCGGUUCGAGGGCAUCGACCCCUCGGACCGCUACGCCAACCACAACACCGUCUUCUUCGACGGCAACAUGCGCGCCUUGGAUGGGCUCCAGGGGCCCAUGUAUGUCGGCACGGGCUGCAUGUUCCGGCGGUUUGCGCUCUACGGCUUCGACCCGCCGCGCACCUCCGAAUACACGGGGUGGCUGUUCAAGAAGAAGAAGGUGACCAUGUUCAGGGCGGACCCGGAGUCAGACACGCAGUCGCUCAAGACGGAGGACUUCGACACCGAGCUUACAGCGCAGCUGGUGCCCCGGCGCUUUGGGAACUCAUCUGCGAUGCUGGCGUCGAUCCCCGUGGCAGAGUUCCAGGCGCGGCCCAUCGCCGACCACCCGGCCGUGCUGCACGGGCGGCCGCCGGGAUCGCUCACCGUGCCGCGGCCGCCGUUGGACCCGCCCACGGUGGCCGAGGCCGUGUCAGUCAUCUCGUGCUGGUACGAGGACAAGACCGAGUGGGGCGACCGAGUGGGCUGGAUCUAUGGCUCCGUCACGGAGGAUGUGGUGACGGGCUACCGGAUGCACAACCGCGGCUGGCGCUCAGUUUACUGGAUCAGCAAGCGCGACGCAUUUCUCGGCACGGCCCCCAUCAACAUGACCGACCGCCUCCACCAGGUGCUGCGUUGGGCGACGGGGUCGGUGGAGAUCUUCUUCUCGAGGAACAACGCGUUCCUGGCUUCGCGGAAGCUCAUGUUCCUGCAGCGGGUGGCGUACCUCAACGUGGGCAUCUACCCAUUCACAUCCAUCUUCCUGCUCACCUACUGCUUCAUCCCGGCGCUCUCCCUCUUCUCCGGCUUCUUCAUCGUGCAGACGCUCAACGUGGCUUUCCUCUUCUACCUCCUCACCAUCACCAUCACACUCAUCGCGCUCGGCGUCCUCGAGGUCAAGUGGUCCGGCAUCGAGCUCGAGGACUGGUGGCGCAACGAGCAGUUCUGGCUCAUCUCAGGCACAAGCGCGCACCUGUACGCGGUCGUGCAGGGCCUGCUCAAGGUGAUGGCCGGGAUCGAGAUCUCCUUCACGCUCACGGCCAAGGCGGCCGCGGAGGACAACGAGGACAUCUAUGCCGACCUCUACGUCGUCAAGUGGUCCUCACUGCUCAUCCCGCCCAUCACCAUCGGCAUGGUCAACAUCAUCGCCAUCGCCUUCGCCUUCGCGCGCACCGUCUACAGCGACAACCCGCGGUGGGGCAAGUUCAUCGGCGGCGGCUUCUUCAGCUUCUGGGUGCUGGUGCACCUCUACCCGUUCGCCAAGGGGCUCAUGGGACGCCGCGGCAAGACACCCACCAUCGUCUUCGUCUGGUCAGGCCUCAUCUCCAUCACCGUCUCCCUCCUCUGGGUCGCCAUCAGCCCGCCGGACGCCAACUCCAGCGGUGGUGUUCGUAGCGGCGGCGGCUUCCAGUUCCCUUGAUGAUCCACAUAUUAGAAGAGUCUUCACAUGUUACCUCCUUACUGGUGUUGUUGGUGUAUGUGCCGUCCGAAGUCGGUACGUGCUGCAUGCAUAUACAGGCAUGCUACCAUUAAGCUUAACUGGGAUCCAGAUGGUGCGGUGCAAUAGAUGAGUUAGGAAAGUUGAUGGUGUCGACUUCUGAACAGAUGUUCUCUCGUAGACUGAAGCUCUGAAUGCUUCAAAGGAUUUGGUCAGUGUUUCUGUACAGAAAUGGGCUUUUGUACAGCUCAAACUGAACUGAAGAACAGAGGAUAUAAGUUAUAUCCUCCUGGUGCCCCUGGAUAUAAUCAUAUAACAUUCAGUGUAUAUUUAAUUCUGCUUGACCUUGAACUCA
Messenger RNA from Brachypodium distachyon (stiff brome), 3724 nucleotides. Its product is annotated as cellulose synthase-like protein D3. The record is from RefSeq and is a predicted model, not a curated record. The transcript is spliced from 3 exons. Lineage: Eukaryota; Viridiplantae; Streptophyta; Magnoliopsida; Poales; Poaceae. Gene Ontology annotation, molecular function: mannan synthase activity; cellulose synthase (UDP-forming) activity. Gene Ontology annotation, biological process: cellulose biosynthetic process; plant-type primary cell wall biogenesis. Bases 1 to 3351 code for a protein of 1116 amino acids. Gene Ontology annotation, cellular component: plasma membrane; trans-Golgi network.